Molecule: messenger RNA, 3220 nt
Organism: Pseudophryne corroboree (corroboree frog)
Lineage: Eukaryota; Metazoa; Chordata; Amphibia; Anura; Myobatrachidae
Gene: KLHL17
Product: kelch like family member 17
Exons: 12
Coding region: 360-2189 (609 amino acids)
Molecular function (GO): protein binding
Source: RefSeq, a predicted model, not a curated record
GGUGACAUAUUGAAGCAGGCAGAAUUACUCGGAAUCCUGUCCUGUUGUUCAAGUACAUGAAAUGCUCCGUUUGCAGCAGCAGCAGCACAUAGCAGGGAGGAGCGUCCUUAAGAGCAGCCAGGCACCUGGUUGGUUCAGAUUUGCGUCAGUUUCAGCCCAUGACAAUUUGGUAUUCUGUGGAGGUUUUAUUCCAGGAUAAUGACAAAGGACUGCUUCGCUCCCGGCCCUGGCAUGCAAAGUUAGUCAACCUGAUCUGUGCAUAGAGGCAUUAUCCCUGUGUGGUGUGUCGAAUCAGCUGGUCAGCAUGAGUCCAGGGCAUCCAGGCAGCAUUACAUUAUAAGGUCUGCACCUACAGCCAUAUGUCUCUUCAACGAGUGAAGCCAGUCAAGGAGAAAUCAGGAGACCAGUCCCCAGCCAUGGAAGGGGCGGUGCAGCUUCUGACCCGGGAGGGCCACAGCAUCUCCCAUAAUUCAAAGCGGCACUACCACGAUGCCUUUGUCUGCAUGAAUAGAAUGCGCCAACGGGGGCUCCUGUGUGACAUUGUGCUCCAUGUUGGAACUAAGGAAAUUAAGGGCCACAAAGUGGUGCUGGCAUCCUGCAGCCCUUAUUUCCAUGCUAUGUUUACAAAUGAGAUGAGUGAGAGUCGACAGACUCACGUGACGUUGCAUGACAUUGACCCACAAGCACUGGAACAGCUGGUACAAUAUGCGUACACAGCAGAAGUAGUGGUGGGAGAAGGCAAUGUGCAAACUCUGCUCCCAGCCGCCAGCCUCCUGCAGUUGAAUGGAGUGAGAGACGCCUGCUGCAAGUUCCUGCUCAGCCAGUUGGACCCCUCAAACUGCCUGGGAAUCCGCAGCUUUGCAGAUACACACUCCUGCAGCGACCUGCUGAAGUCUGCACAUAAGUACGUCCUGCAACACUUUGUAGAGGUGUCAAAGACUGAGGAGUUCAUGCUUCUGCCUUUAAAACAGGUGCUGGACCUCAUUUCCAGUGACAGUCUGAAUGUUCCUUCAGAGGAGGAGGUGUACCGAGCUGUCCUGAACUGGGUCAAACAUGAUGUGGAUGGAAGGAGACAACAUGUUCCCCGGCUAAUGAAGUGUGUGCGGCUCCCCUUGCUGAGCAGGGAUUUCCUAAUGAGCAGUGUGGAUACCGAGCUCCUUGUGCGUCAUCACUCGGAGUGUAAAGACCUGUUGAUUGAGGCCCUCAAGUACCACCUGAUGCCAGAACAGCGGGGAGUCCUAAGUAACAGCCGAACCCGACCGAGGCGCUGUGAGGGGGCGAGUACUGUGCUCUUUGCAGUAGGUGGUGGCAGUCUGUUUGCCAUACAUGGUGACUGUGAAGCUUAUGAUACCCGUACUGACCGGUGGCACAUGGUUGCUUCUAUGUCUACAAGAAGAGCCCGAGUGGGUGUCGCAGCUAUUGGAAAUAAACUCUAUGCAGUGGGAGGAUAUGAUGGAACGUCGGAUCUUGCUACAGUGGAGUCUUAUGACCCUGUAACUAACACUUGGCAGCCAGAGGUUUCUAUGGGAACCCGGCGUAGUUGUCUCGGAGUCGCUGUACUUCAUGGAUUGUUGUAUGCAGCAGGCGGAUAUGAUGGUGCAUCCUGUUUAAACAGUGCAGAGCGUUAUGACCCCCUCACAGGCACAUGGACAUCCAUAGCUGCAAUGAGCACCAGGCGUAGAUAUGUCCGUGUGGCAACGCUAGAUGGUAAUCUUUAUGCAGUUGGCGGGUAUGACAGUUCAUCUCACUUAGCCACAGUGGAAAAGUAUGAGCCACAGAUAAACACUUGGACUCAAAUUGCUAACAUGCUGAGCCGCCGCAGCAGUGCCGGAGUGGCCGUACUGGAGGGCAUGCUGUACGUAGCAGGCGGGAAUGAUGGCACAAGCUGUCUAAACUCUGUGGAGAGAUAUAACCCAAAGGCAAACACAUGGGAGAGUGUGGCACCCAUGAACAUUAGAAGAAGCACGCAUGAUCUUGUCGCGAUGGAUGGGUGGCUUUAUGCAGUAGGAGGCAAUGAUGGAAGCUCGAGCCUGAACUCCAUCGAGAAAUACAACCCGCGUACCAACAAGUGGGUAGCAGCAUCCUGUAUGUUCACCCGGAGGAGCAGCGUGGGGGUAGCAGUGCUAGAACUUCUCAACUUUCCUCCUCCCUCUUCCCCUACUCUCUCCGUAUCCUCAACCAGCCUCUGACAAAGAAUCAGGUCCAUCACAUCAAGGAGAAGCCCACAGAGUCUACCAUAGAUGAGGAGCCAAACACUCGUUUCGCUGUUCUAGGGGGCUUCUUCUCAGGACAUGCCAUUUUUCAAUGUAUCUUCAUCACUGCUGAAAAGGCCUGCAUCCCAUUGCAAAGGUACCUCUUUGCCACUUAAAGACUUUAUCAAAGACCCACCAGCAGCAGAUGGGGUAGUACAAUUCUGUCUAGUGGUCGGGAAAGUGUUUUUCUGUACGCUGUAGCAUCCUGCAAGUCUCUGCAUCAGGGAAGAUGGCAAUCUUUUUCUGUAUUGCACUGCAUUGUUCUCUCAAGCAGCAGAAGGGGUUAAAUCAUCCUUCCUGUAUUAAUUCAUUGACACAAAUGAUGAUCAAGAAUAGACGUCCUUUGCACUUUAGACUCUGGCCCAUCUGUGAUUAGAAAAAUACCUUUGAAAUACAGGUCAUGGAGUGAAGAUGUUUUUUGAGCAAAGAAAAAAAAACUGUUGAAUCUUUGAAUGCAUUCAGGUUAUGAAAUGUAAUAUCUUGUAAUGUCCUCACUGGACUGGUAUGAAGUGCCAUGGCCAUAUUACAAAUAGGCACUAUCAUUUUUAUUUAUUUUUGCUUCUUUCCCUUUUUUAGCCCCAGCUUUACUGUUUAACAAGUACAGUACCACGAGUCAUCAUUGACAGGAUUAAUUAUUAUUUAUAAAAUAAUCAUGCCCUGGUCUACACUGAAACAAAUUUCUAUUUUAGAGAAACAAAAUACAGCAUUUUAUAGCUGCGAGAGGAAAGUUUCCAUUCCUUGACAGGAAUUCAGUGUUUCAAGGCAAUAGCAUGUAUCGUAACUCCACCUAUUGGUAGGGUUUUGUAACACUGAUUACGAAGUGGUUGAAAGUGAAAAAAAAAAAAAAAAAAAAAAAAAACUGCCCUUUUAUAAAGCAGCAUUGUAUUAACAAAUGGAAAAGUUCACACUGAGGGUGAAUUACAAACGCAGUAUCCCACAGCAACCAAUGAAUUACAAACUUUAAUUGA